AUGUCAUCAUCUUCAAACAAUCCCAAUCCUUUAUUACAAGCGAAUAUCUUUUCACGCUUUUUUCAUUGUUGGCUGUCUUCUUUAAUUACGAAAAGUCACAAACAAGGGACACUUCACCUUGAUGAUGUUUAUAAUCUUCCUGAUUUUCUUAAAUCAACACCAUUGACCAAUAAGUUAGAAGCAAAUUGGUUCGAUGAAAUAAAACGAUGUCCACAAAAUCCGAAUUUACUUCGAGCUACAUUACGUACUAUGGGAUGGAAAUUAAUACUUUUCGGUCUUUUACUAAUUCCUCUUGAAUCAUUAAAUAUUGUCCAACCAUUAUUACUCAUCUAUUUCAUGAAGUUUUUCGAACCAUGUUCAACAAUGUUUUUUUGGCAAGCUUGGUUAGCAGCUUUGGCUGUUAUUAUGGUACUUCGUUUAUCAAGUCAUACAAUGAAUAAUUUCAGUUCUGGUGAAAUUACAAAUUUAUUAGCAAAUGAUGCCAAUAAAGUAGAAUUGGUUCAUUACUUUUUGAAUUAUUUAUGGGUCGCUCCACUACAAAUCAUUGUAGUUAUUUUUCUAUUGUGGCAUUUUAUUAAAUAUAUUACUUUUAUUGCUAUUGGAUAUACGUUAGUUCUCUUAUUAAUUCAACCAUUACUCAGUCGUCUAUUUCUUCGUUUACGUACUGAAGUUUUAAAAAUAACUGAUGAACGUGUGAAAAUUAUGUCUGAAAUUAUUAAAUCAAUGCGAAUUGUAAAAAUGUAUUGUUGGGAAUCAGCAUUCGAAAGAAAAAUUUGUCAUAUAAGAACACGUGAAAUAAUUAAAACUACUCUAUUUAUGAUGUGUACUUGUAUUGAAACAGUUUUAUCACAUAGUUAUAUUAGUAUAAUAUUUUUAAUGAUGUAUGGAACAAUGUGGUUAUUUGAUAUGAAAUUUGAUACACUUCGAUUAUAUGGAUCAUUUUGUUAUGUACCACAAGAAUCAUGGAUAUUCUCAUCAACAGUAAAAAAUAAUAUUCUUUUUGGUAAAAAAUAUAAUUAUAAGUUGUUUCAACGUGUUGUCCAUGCAACUGCUCUUGACAUAGAUUUUGUUCAAUUACCUCAUGGUGAAAAUACUCUUGUUGGUGAUCAAGGUGUCAUGUUAUCUGGAGGUCAAAAAGCACGUGUCAAUAUGGCAAGAGCACUUUAUCAUGAUGCUGAUAUUUAUCUAUUAGAUGAUCCACUUUCAGCUGUUGAUAGUAAAGUUUCUAAACAUCUCUUUGACAAAUCAAUCAAAUAUUAUCUUCGUGAUAAGAUUCGUAUUUUAGUUACACAUCAAAUACAAUUUUUACAAGGUGCAACUAAAAUUAUUGUUCUUGAUAAUGGUGAAAUGAUACAAAUGGGAACAUAUGAAGAAUUACUUGUAUCUUCACCAUCAUUUGCUCAACUUCUUGAAGAUAUUAAUCAGCAUGAACAACAACAACAACAACCAGCUUCUUUAUUAAAUCAACAAUCAAUGAUUGGUUCAAUAAGUUCAGAAAAAGAUAAUGUCGAAGAAGAAGAUAUUAAUUCAUUACCAAAAAAUAUUGAAACAAAACAAAAAGGAACAGUAAAAUUGAAUGUUUAUGUAUCAUAUCUUCGAGCUGGUAUUGGUGUCAGUUUGGGUUUUCUAUUAAUUAUAAUUAUAUUUUCAACACAACAAGCAAUAACUAUUUAUAGUAAUUGGUGGUUAGCAGCAUGGAGUAAUGAUGAAAGUCAUCAUCAUAAUCAGAAUUCAACCAAUUGUAUGGUUAUACAAGAUAAGAAAAAUGAUAGAAUAUAUCAAAUGAAUGAUAUUGAAUGGAAUACAUAUCGAAAUCGACGAUUUUAUAUAUUUUGUGUUCUUGUAUCUAUACUUUGUUUUUUGAUAUUUCUUCGUACUAUUGUCUGUCAACUUAUAUGUUUAAAUGCUGGACGAGUUCUUCAUAAUAAAAUGUUUAAACGAAUAAUCCGAUGUCCUAUAUCAUUUUUUGAUACAAAUCCUGUUGUUGAAACUCAAAUGACAUCAGUCGAACGAAUACUUGAAUAUUGUUCACUUGAUCAAGAACCACCUAAUCAAUUAACAUCUAAAUAUCGAUUACCAACAAACUGGCCAUCACAAGGUCGUAUUAUUUUUGAAAAUGUUUCCAUGUCUCAUUCAAAAGAAUUACAUUCACCAUUGGCUCUUCAUCAUAUUUCAUUAAUAAUUGAAUCUGGUGAAAAAAUUGGUAUUGUUGGAAGAACAGGUGCUGGUAAAAGUUCAUUUAUUCAAACUCUUUUUCGAAUGGGUACACUUGUUGAUGGCCAUAUUAUUAUUGAUAAUAUUGAUAUAGGAACUAUUGGAUUAGAUGAUGUUCGACGUCGUAUUUCAAUUAUUCCACAAGAUCCUAUUCUUUUUACUGGUACAAUGAGAAGUAAUCUUGAUCCAUUUGGUCUUUAUUCAGAUGUUGAAAUAUGGAAUGCACUUGAACAAGUACAAUUGAAAAAAUUAGUAACAGAUAUGAUGUUCAAUGGUCUUCAUUCAUUAGUAAGUGAAAGUGGAUCUAAUUUAAGUGUUGGUCAAAAACAACUGGUAUGUUUAGCAAGAGCUAUAUUGAAAAAGAGUAAAAUUCUUGUGAUUGAUGAAGCAACUGCUAAUGUGGAUAAUGUAACGGAUGAAUUGAUUCAAAGAGCUAUUCGUGAUAAAUUCAAAGAAUGUACAGUAUUGACAGUUGCACAUCGUUUGCGUACAGUUAUUGAUAGUGAUCGUAUCAUGGUGCUUAGUAAUGGAAGAUUGGUCGAAUUUGAUUCACCUCAAGUAUUACUUUCAAAUGAUUAUUCUCAUUUUAGUUUACUAGUAGAACAGACAGGAAUAGCUGAAGCUGAAUAUCUUCGAACAUUAGCAAACUCUUCUGAAUCAUAUACAAGACGGAAACAAGAUAUAUAUAACUUAGACGAUGAGCCAGCAUUAGAAACUAAUGAAAUGGAUCCUCUUGUUCCUUCAUUGAAAUCGUUGUAA
Molecule: messenger RNA, 2973 nt
Organism: Rotaria sordida
Lineage: Eukaryota; Metazoa; Rotifera; Eurotatoria; Philodinida; Philodinidae
Source: the annotation of a GenBank genome assembly